ACGAAUCGAAGCUUCGAAGUGCGCGUUCAAAAUGAUUUUAAUUGCAAACUUAUUAACUAUAUUGUGGAUGGUUUCACAAGUGCAAAGCUCGUGCUUCGCAGGUUCAAAGGAAAUGGAUGAACAAUGCAGCACAUAUUGCUAUCAGGUUGUGAAACCUCUUUUACAACACGUCAACUCGGCCAACUCGAAAGAGAAUAGAUUCGUCGAACUAAAUAACAAGAUUAAAGAGCUAGAAGCGAAAAUAGUGAAUUUAAAUAAAAUGGCUGAGCAAAACGAUAUGAAAUUGGCAUUGCGAGCUCAUAUAAUUGCCUUGUAUGAAAACAAUACGAACAUCUAUGAAAAACGCAUUGCGGAACUUGAGAGUGAAAACAAAAAACGAAAAGCCAAGGUUAAAACUAAUAAAGAUGAAACACUUAACGAUUCUUAUUCACUGGCAAUGGAAGUCUCUCCAUUGGAGAAAUUUGUUCACCUAGAUGAAAAGUAUUAUCCAGUGCCAACAUGUCCCAGUGGUUUAACUGGCCUCUUUCAAUUUCCAUUCUACGAACGAAAUACAAACUCUUACUCGUGUGAUUCUAGCAUUGCUGGUCCUGGUUGGAUAGUUAUACAACGGCGUAUAGAUGGCAAAGUGAAUUUCAAUCGUAAUUGGUCCGGUUACAAGAAAGGAUUUGGUGAAUUAAAUGGCGAUUUCUUCUUGGGUCUCGAAGAGAUUCAUUUACUGACCACUUCGCAACCUCACGAGCUGUAUAUUUUACUUGUGGACUUUGCGAAUAGAGAACGAUAUGCCAGAUACAGUGACUUUUCCAUUGGCAGCGAGGAGGAAUCCUACGAGUUGAAGGAACUUGGAUCAUACUCUGGAAAUGCUGGAGAUGCUCUGCGCAGUCAUGAACUCACACAAUUCUCCACUCCAGAUAGGGAUAAUGAUCUGGACGAAGAAAGUUGUGCUGAGACGCUGAGGUCUGGUUGGUGGUUUGCCAAGUGCUAUGAAUGCAAUCUUAAUGGAGAAUACAUUAAACCGGAUCCUCAUAGUAUUGAUCUUCAGGGUAUUGAGUGGAGAACUUGGAACCGCAAACCAUUGAAAUUCAGUCAAAUGAUGAUAAGGUCAAAGACAAGAAUAAACAAGAGUCAAAUUCUGCUAUGAUGUUUUGAUUUCUCACCAAGGAUUAUAAGAAGCUAAACUUGGGUGUUUAAUGUAAAAUAAAUAUAUUUUUCAUUUACCAUGGAUCACGAUAAAUUGUAUAGAAAUAGGUGUGAAAGUAAAAGUUAUUGUCUUCAUUUUAAGCCUUUAAUGAUAUUUUUAGGAGAUACUGUCUUGUAUCCCUUUUUGAUCAGAUUCCUAAAGUUUAUAAUGAUUAACAAAAAGACGUGUUUCGAGGUUUACAAUUCUUUUUAAUGUAUUCUAUUGCUCGAUCAAGCGAAAUGUUAACAGUACCAAGUAAAACAUGUAAGAAAGUUACAGUUGAGUGUACUCGACUGUGAUAUACCCGCUACCCACUUUUAAUAAAAGCAAAAUAUUGUGGUAUUUUGUAAAAUAUACCAAAAUACAAAAAUACUAAAAAUA
This is a messenger RNA of Drosophila nasuta, 1558 nucleotides long. Its product is annotated as angiopoietin-related protein 7-like. The record is from RefSeq and is a predicted model, not a curated record. NCBI's taxonomy places the organism in Eukaryota, Metazoa, Arthropoda, Insecta, Diptera, Drosophilidae. The transcript has 4 exons. The coding region runs from base 32 to 1138 and encodes 368 amino acids.